Messenger RNA from Cyclopterus lumpus (lumpfish), 2778 nucleotides. It is a transcript of the gene prkag1, whose product is annotated as protein kinase, AMP-activated, gamma 1 non-catalytic subunit. The coding region runs from base 199 to 1191 and encodes 330 amino acids. The record is from RefSeq and is a predicted model, not a curated record. The transcript is spliced from 13 exons. Lineage: Eukaryota; Metazoa; Chordata; Actinopteri; Perciformes; Cyclopteridae.
AGAAGGGGGCUGUAGAGCAACGGUAAGGAUGCAAGCUGCCGUUAAAACCCAACGAAGAAGAAGAAGAACAACUUAUUAUCCAUUCAAGUUGCUCAUUGCAAGGAAGAGCAGCAGCUGAAGACCUGUGUGGUUUGGCAAGAGCCCACCUGCCAACUGUAAAGGGACCCGGCUACAGGAAGGCAACACAGCGAAUGAACUAUGGAGUGUAUUCCAGUGACUGUUGAUGAUUUUGAGGGCAAAAAGGACCCAGUCAUAGAGGACGCAGAGCACAAUGUGUACACCAGGUUUAUGAAGUCCCACCGAUGUUAUGACCUUGUACCUACCAGCUCCAAACUGGUUGUUUUCGACACAUCACUUCAGGUCAAGAAGGCAUUUUUUGCUCUAGUCUCUAAUGGGGUAAGAGCAGCGCCUCUGUGGGACAGCAAAAAGCAGUGUUUUGUUGGUAUGCUGACCAUCACAGACUUUAUUAACAUUCUACAUCGCUACUACAAAUCUCCAUUGGUUCAGAUAUACGAAUUGGAAGAACAUAAAAUUGAAACAUGGAGAGAGUUGUACCUUCAAGACUCUUUUAAGCCCUUGGUUAGCAUAUCUCCCAAUGCUAGUUUGUAUGAUGCAGUAUCUUCUCUGCUGAAGAAUAAGAUCCACAGACUGCCUGUAAUCGACCCCCUGACCGGGAACACACUCUAUAUUCUCACACACAAGAGGAUUCUCAAGUUCCUGAAGCUUUUUAUAUCAGAGAUGCCAAAACCCUCGUUCUUGAAACAAACCAUCGAGGACCUGAACAUCGGAACUUUCCACAACAUAGCAGUGGUCCGCACAGAUACACCGCUGUACACAGCCCUGGGUAUUUUUGUUGAGCAGCGAGUGUCGGCACUCCCCGUUGUUGAUGACAAAGGUCGAGUGGUGGAUAUAUACUCAAAAUUUGAUGUCAUAAACCUGGCAGCAGAGAAGACGUACAACAACCUGGAUUUGACGGUGACCAAAGCGCUGCAGCACCGCUCGCAGUACUUUGAAGGAGUGCUGACCUGCCACAGGCACGAGACUCUGGAGGCCAUCAUCAACCGACUGGUGGAUGCCGAGGUGCACAGGCUGGUGGUGGUGGACGAGCAGGAAGUGGUGAAGGGAAUUGUCUCCCUUUCAGAUAUUCUACAGGCACUAGUGUUGACUGACGGAGAUGAGGGCACAGCUUGAGGAAGUAACCCUGAUAAGGAAAGGCUUCACAGUUUAAAGAGGAGGGCAGAGCAAAGGGAGAAAGAACAGGCAUGUAAGAGGGUCAUUUUGACUGUACAUUGAAGUAUCCUCACCUAUCUCAUGUAAUCAGACUUCCUAUAUUCACACAUGAAGACUUUUCCCUCCCUGCAGAAAUGUGAAGCUUUAGCAACGCAGCAAUAUACAAUUGUAGUAGCACAGGCAUACAGAAGCUCUUACAAAGUGAGCCAAGUUUCAAGCUACCAAGAACCUUCUGAAGAGGAGCUGCAGCCUCUCAGGAUGACCAGGCAUCAUUCCCACUUCUGUGCUUGAUUUACGUACAGUAGAGGAGGACCAUUGAUUAUGGCUUGAUCACAAAUGGUUUGCCCAUAGUGUAAAUUGUAAUCAGUUAGCAGAUAAAUGAAAACUGAUUCACUUGUGUUGCCUUUUGUUGGCUGAAAUCUAGAUGCACACAAAGCCUAUGUAAGAGUAAUGUUAAACACUGCGUAACUUUGUCUGAUCAACAAUUAGUGCGACUUGUUCUGACAUUUGCGUGAGACUCAAUCUUUGUAAAAUAGUAUGAUGUGUUCUGGCUGAACUUUUUAUCCAGCUAGUUUGAUUAUUUUAAUGGAGAAGGGGGAUUGAUUUCUUAAUAAUUUCAUUUCUGUUCUUACCUACCAAUUUGCAAAGAAGAUAUUGAUGGUUUGAUUACAGAAGUGUGUGUGAUAUGUGUAUACAUGCAUUCAAGAAGCAGUCUGUACUGGUCAGUUUAGAUCUCAAAUAUAAAUGCCUGAUCAUGGUCUCACUACAUGCUUCAGGACCUAUUGCUUUAAAAAGAAAAGCUGAAUAAAAUGUAAGCCACUACAAAAAAAUAGGAAUUUGUGUAAAUUUGUCAACAAUCAAAUCAACUUAAUAGUUACCAGUAUGCAAAGAAUUCAAGGGCUCAGGUUUUAAUCUAAAAAAGUAUCAAGCCUGUAAGAGCACUUUAGGCUCCUGUGAAAACCUAAUUUGUGAAGUGCAGAACAGCAUCAAUCAAUCUGCUGUUAGUUGACUGUUGUGCUGUCUAAAUGCUAAGUGCUGGAUAUUUAUGGAUUUUAUGUUUUUCCAUUUUGUCUGUUAAGUAUAACAUGUUUAAUGUAUUGUACAUUUAACUUUUUUUCCCCCUGAUUGUGUUGCUCGCAUUUGGGGUUUUGCCAUCAAAGGGUCUUGCUUAAUGUUUAAUGCUGCAAAGUCUCAUCCGUUUUUUGAAAAGUGGUCAAUUUGAAAACUAAUACCCAAUUUAACAAUUUGUGGCAUUGCUUGUUUUCCGAGUUCUACCUUUUUGGUGUUAUGUUGUCAGUUACAGUAAGUGAUGAGCAUCAAAUGCAUUUAUCUAAAAGUUUUCUGUUCAUUGUGUUUAGGGGGACUCAAUAAAAAUCACUCAAUACCAGCAUUUCUUCAUAAUUUUCUUAGAGGAUGGGUAUGUUAAACUUCAUGUUUUGGUAUAUUUAAUAUGGAAGGUGUACAUCUGUAUGUAAAUGCACAGUUUUUGUAGUAAUCUGUAUUGAUUUGAAAGGAUGAGCAAUAAAGUUUCUUGAGUUUGUUUUGAAA